UGCGAACCGAACUCAAAAUGGCCAGAACCAAGCAGACUGCUCGCAAGUCCACCGGCGGUAAGGCUCCCAGAAAGCAGCUAGCCACCAAGGCGGCUCGUAAGAGCGCCCCGGCUACUGGCGGAGUCAAGAAACCUCAUCGCUACAGACCCGGCACCGUUGCUCUCCGUGAGAUUCGCCGCUACCAGAAAUCGACCGAGCUUCUCAUCCGCAAGUUGCCAUUCCAGCGUCUGGUCAGGGAGAUCGCUCAGGACUUCAAGACCGACCUGCGCUUCCAGAGCUCAGCCGUCAUGGCUCUGCAGGAGUCCAGUGAGGCUUAUCUGGUUGGCCUGUUCGAGGAUACCAAUUUGUGCGCCAUCCACGCUAAGCGCGUAACCAUUAUGCCCAAAGACAUCCAACUUGCCCGUCGCAUCCGCGGGGAGCGAGCUUAAGUCACACGGUCGACUGCACAUCACCAACGGCUCUUUUAAGAGCCACCAACUUAAUCUAAACAGUACAUUCUCAAACAUGAUGCUAAAUUGACAAUGUGUUAUGUGCGAACGCUUGAAAUGUGAAAAUAACAAUGAAUCCUAAAAUUGGAUGAGAAGUUCCAUGUUUAUAAAAUACGUGAAGAUAACAAUGAAUCCAAAAUUGGAUGAGAAGAUCCAUGUUUUUAAAAUACCACAAUCUGGUAAAAUGAUAACAUAAAGGAAACAAAGUCCAAAAAGUGACACAUUUGAAUUUUUUUUUUGACAGUUAUUAAAUUGCGUUCAAUUCCGAUUUGGAAUGUUUCAGCGAAAUAAUUACAGCGACUUUAUGUUAAAAUUGUU
Messenger RNA from Syngnathus typhle (broad-nosed pipefish), 806 nucleotides. RefSeq names its product histone H3-like. The transcript has a single exon. NCBI's taxonomy places the organism in Eukaryota, Metazoa, Chordata, Actinopteri, Syngnathiformes, Syngnathidae. Bases 18 to 428 code for a protein of 136 amino acids. Gene Ontology annotation, cellular component: nucleosome. The record is from RefSeq and is a predicted model, not a curated record. Gene Ontology annotation, molecular function: DNA binding; protein heterodimerization activity; structural constituent of chromatin.